Molecule: messenger RNA, 999 nt
Organism: Hyaloscypha bicolor E
Lineage: Eukaryota; Fungi; Ascomycota; Leotiomycetes; Helotiales; Hyaloscyphaceae
Exons: 2
Coding region: 1-999 (332 amino acids)
Source: RefSeq, a predicted model, not a curated record
AUGCGCUUCGCCAUAGUGGUACUCACAGAUCUAAACAUGAGCAGCGUGGCAGUGAUAGCCCGCCAGACUGAGGCAGAGGUCGAGCACAAGUGGAACGAGAUGGCAAUCAUACCAUUCAAUUCACCCAUUAUUGAAAUCCUACCCAUGUGCCAGAGGCUGGAGAUUAAGGACGGGAAAGAAGAUUGGACUGGCAAAUCAAGCACUUCGGAAAGAAGAAAGCUACAGAAUCGAUUGAACCAAAGAGCAUAUCGGCGAAGAAAGCUUGGGGAGAAAUUUCAGAAAGAAACCCCACCCACAGACUGUGUAGCAAUCAUCCAACGAGCAACCGAGCUCCAACAUGAGCGAUAUCUCGGUGUCCCUCUCCAGCGCCCCUCAUCAUCAGGCAGCCUCCACAUGUGCAUGAACCCGUUCAAACGACGGCAUGUGGUCUCUGCUCCCAACUUCGAGUCGUUUAUCAAAAUGCCACUUCCAUUGGACCAGAAACUUUUGACUUUACUGCAUUUCAACCUCGUGCGCGCACUGACACAAAAUGUAUUCAUCUUGAGUCUCAACCCAGAUGAUAUGAACUCAGAUCUAGAGUCUCCCUUUACCUUUACUGAAUCAAGACUCGGGUUUGAGGCCUUGCCUGAAACGCUUCGGCCAACGGAGCUGCAAAAGACCAUCCCCCACCACGCUGAACUUGAUGUGUUUCCGUUCCCGAAGUGGAGGGAUAAUAUGCUUCGACAAGGGUGGACGCACCCCAAGUAUGACUACUGCAUGGAUAUGCUGUAUGGCGUAGAAUCGAAUGUGAUUAGCAGGGAUAGCGGGUUGAAUGGGAGGACUGGCUUAAUUGCGUGGGGGGAGCCGUGGCUGCAAGAGAAUUGGGAGGUUGAGGAGGGGUUUGCGAGGAAAUAUAGGGAUUUAUUUGAUGGUUGUGAGGAGUUGCUUGAGAGUACGAAUCAUUGGAGGGCAAGUAGAGGGGAGGGGCCGUUGGCUCUGGAGGUGGAAGAGGAUCGUUAG